CCAGUCAGAGGGACAGGAUGGAGAAGCUGGUGUUGACGCUGGGGCUGCUUGUCACCCUGGGAGUGUGUAGCAGCUGGAGCCUGAACGAGGAGGAGCGGCUGAUCCGGUACCUGUUCAAGGAAAAAGCCUACAACAAGGAGCUCCGACCUGUGGCGCACGUGGAGGAAAGUGUGAACAUCUCGCUGACUCUCACCCUCUCCAACCUCAUCUCCCUGAAAGAAGUUGAAGAGACCCUCACCACCAAUGUAUGGAUCGAGCACGGCUGGACAGACAGUCGACUGCAGUGGAACGCAGAGGAGUUUGGGAACAUCAGUGUCCUGCGCUUGCCUUCUGAUAUGCUGUGGCUCCCAGAGAUUGUGCUGGAGAAUAACAAUGACGGCUCCUUCCAUAUUUCCUACUCCUGCAACGUGCUCAUCUACCCAUCAGGCUAUGUGUGCUGGCUGCCGCCCGCCAUUUUCCGCUCCUCCUGCCCCAUCUCUGUCACCUACUUCCCCUUCGACUGGCAGAAUUGUUCCCUCAAGUUCAGCUCACUCAAGUACACGGCCAAGGAGAUCACCCUGAGUCUGAAACAGGAGACAGAUGAAAAGAACCGGACCUACCUCGUGGAGUGGAUCAUCAUCGACCCAGAGGGCUUCACAGAGAAUGGGGAGUGGGAGAUUGUGCACCGGCCAGCUAGGAUCAAUCGAGACCCCAGUGUCCCGCUGGACAACCGAAACCGCCAGGACAUCACCUUCUACCUCAUCAUCCGCCGCAAACCGCUUUUCUACAUCAUCAACAUCUUGGUGCCAUGUGUGCUCAUCUCCUUCAUGGUCAACCUGGUCUUCUACCUGCCAGCGGACAGUGGUGAGAAGACAUCGGUGGCCAUCUCAGUGUUGUUGGCACAGUCUGUCUUCCUGCUGCUCAUCUCCAAGAGGCUGCCCGCCUCAUCCAUGGCCAUCCCACUCAUUGGCAAGUUCCUGCUCUUUGGCAUGGUGCUGGUGGCUAUGGUCGUGGUAAUCUGUGUCAUCGUGCUCAACAUCCACUUCCGAACGCCCAGUACCCACGUGCUGUCCGAGGGCGUCAAGAAGCUCUUCCUGGAGACCCUGCCUGAACUCCUGCACAUGUCUCGUCCCAUGGAGGAUGGGCCCAGCCCCGGGGCCCUAGUCCGCAGGAGUAGCUCCCUGGGCUACAUCUCCAAGGCGGAGGAGUACUUCUUGCUCAAGUCCCGAAGCGAUCUCAUGUUCGAGAAGCAGUCAGAGCGGCACGGACUGGCCCGGCGCCUCACCACCGCAUGCCAACCCCCACCAGGCUCUGAGCAGACUCAGCAGGAACUCUUCAAUGAGCUGAAGCCAGCUGUGGAUGGGGCCAACUUCAUCGUCAACCACAUGAGGGACCAGAACAGUUACAACGAGGAGAAGGACUGCUGGAACCGGGUGUCCCGCACUGUGGACCGCCUCUGCCUGUUUGUGGUGACACCCAUCAUGGUUGUAGGCACAGCCUGGAUCCUCCUACAAGGCGUCUAUAACCAGCCUCCCCCACAGCCUUUCCCCGGUGACCCCUUCUCCUACCAAGAGAAGGACAAGCGCUUUAUCUAGGGUG
This is a messenger RNA of Chrysochloris asiatica (Cape golden mole), 1578 nucleotides long. It is a transcript of the gene CHRND, whose product is annotated as cholinergic receptor, nicotinic, delta (muscle). The record is from RefSeq and is a predicted model, not a curated record. Gene Ontology annotation, cellular component: synapse; neuron projection; postsynaptic membrane. Gene Ontology annotation, molecular function: acetylcholine-gated monoatomic cation-selective channel activity; transmembrane signaling receptor activity. Gene Ontology annotation, biological process: chemical synaptic transmission; regulation of membrane potential; nervous system process. The coding region runs from base 18 to 1574 and encodes 518 amino acids. The transcript has 12 exons. Lineage: Eukaryota; Metazoa; Chordata; Mammalia; Afrosoricida; Chrysochloridae.